AUGUGUGGCGUGAUUAAAGUUAAGGAUUCAACUUUAAGAAAGAUCAAGAAUAAAAUGGCUGCUUGUGCGUCCGAUGUUGCUCUUGAGGAUGUUAUAUUUUAUUGUGAUAAAUGUCAGAUGAAAUACGAGGGAGCCUGCCCCCAGCAUGGACCACCCAGCUGUGUUGAUGAAGCUCAGGGCCCUCCUGUAGAUGCCAGUGAUCAGCAUCAGGAUGCCCUAAUACAAUCUGACAGCAUUAACAGACGUGCCAAGGAUAUACAGGCUGACAGUGAAUCCAAGCUACACUGUGAUAAUUUUCUCUUGAAAGAAG
Molecule: messenger RNA, 310 nt
Organism: Candidula unifasciata
Lineage: Eukaryota; Metazoa; Mollusca; Gastropoda; Stylommatophora; Geomitridae
Source: the annotation of a GenBank genome assembly